AUGCAGUCAGAGGUGCUGCGCAUGCGGCAGGGAGGCCGCGGAGGCAGCGCGCGGCCGUGCACAGGGUGGCCCGGGCCAGGCGCCGCCGCUGUCCCCGCACCAGCGCGUCUGGUCGCUUUGGAAGUAGAAAGUGGGUUUAAGGUUCAAUUUAAGGAGGUUUAUAUGGUCAUCAAGUCCAGCUCUUCUGUUUCAGGGAAACUAAAGCUUUGCUUUUUCAGCCAAGCUAAUCGUUUUGAGGUUUCCAGAGGAAAAGGGCGGCAAAGCACAGUUUUGAGUGAGCCUUCCUCCAAGGCGAGGAGAACAGAUCCGGUGACUGCUGGGCCCCAGGGCACCUUGGCGGCCAUUUUAGGUCUGCUGCCCGCGCUGUGGGAACUGCCUGCAGCGCUGCCCCUCGUGGUGCCACCCAGCCUCUUUGUGCCUGGAAAAGGCGCCUCUUCCUCUCAGACCGUGGUGGGAAUGGUCAGAGAUGAUUUGCAUGCCACUUUUCCUGCUUUUGGUGCCCUGGCUGAGCACCAUCUGAUUCUGGUGUCUGAAAUACUGAAGAUGGCGGCUGUUUUCCUGCAGCUUCUCGCGAGGUGGGCCGCAAAGCACGCCAAGCCUGUCAGAAACUGCUCCUCACAGAGCAAAACUGGGUGCUGGAGGAGAAAAGAAACUGUGAAAUUUUGUGGAAUUGAAGCUUUGAAUAAUGAUACUUUACUGGAUAAAACUCCGUGUGUAAAGCUUCUCAAGCCUAAUUUCGAUUUUUACUUCCAAAGAAGAAUGGAAAAGACUGAUUGGCGAAACCACGCGCGUUGCUCCAGCAUCUGGGCGAGCUCAGGCUUCCGCGCUGCUGGGGCGCGGGCACCACCGCCCCCCGAAGUUGUGCCCGGCCCCAGCAUGGGGCUGCCGCUGCGGCCCUUGGCCCUGCGCUUCCUCGCCCUGACCUUCCCCUUGGUGGCCAGGGGCUUUCCCGACGAGACGCUGGAGAAAGCCGCCAAGUCGGAGGGCUACUGCAGCCGGAUCCUGCGAGCCCAGGGCACUCGGCGCGAAGGCUACAACGAAUUUAGCCUCAGGGUGGAAGGCGACCCUGAAUUUUACAAGCCUGGGAACAGCUAUCGGGUGACACUUUCUGCUGCCACUCCUGCUUACUUUCGAGGAUUCACACUGAUUGCCCUCAAGGAGGGCAAAGAAGGGGACAAGGAAGAAGACCAUGCGGGAACGUUUCAGAUUAUAGAUGAAGAAGAAACACAGUUCAUGAGUAAUUGCCCUGUUGCUGUUACGGAGAGCACACCUAGGAGAAGGACGCGGAUUCAAGUUUUUUGGACAGCCCCUCCUACUGGUACAGGCUGUGUUAUUCUGAAAGCCAGUAUCGUGCAGAAGCGCAUAAUUUAUUUUCAAGAUGAAGGUUCCCUCACCAAAAAAAUUUGUGAACAAGACUCGGCCUCAGAAGGUGUGACCGACAAACCAAUUCUAGAUUGUUGUGCCUGUGGAACUGCCAAAUACAGGCUAACUUUUUAUGGAAAUUGGUCAGAAAAAACACAUCCAAAAGAUUUUCCACGACGAACCAAUCAUUGGUCAGCAAUCAUCGGUGGUUCCCACUCCAAGAACUACAUCCUUUGGGAAUAUGGAGGAUAUGCUAGUGAGGGUGUCAAACAAGUUGCAGAGCUGGGGUCCCCGGUAAAGAUGGAAGAAGAAAUUCGACAGCAA
Messenger RNA from Tinamus guttatus (white-throated tinamou), 1686 nucleotides. NCBI's taxonomy places the organism in Eukaryota, Metazoa, Chordata, Aves, Tinamiformes, Tinamidae. The record is from RefSeq and is a predicted model, not a curated record.